AACCCACCAUCUCCUACCUUGUUUCCUCACCCCUUUCUCCUGUUAUCUUUAAGCAUCCUCUCAAUCCACAAAUGGCUUCCGCUGACGUUGAGUACAGAUGUUUCGUCGGUGGCCUCGCAUGGGCCACAACUGACCGCUCACUUGAAGACGCGUUCCGUCAAUACGGCGAAGUCCUCGAUUCGAAGGUCCGUUUGUCGCAAAGUUCGGAUUCGGAUCCAUCCUGAUUCGGCUUUGUUUGACAAAUCACAUGUUACUGUGUUACUGUUACUGUUACUAUGGUUUACUUGAUCUGUUACUAUUACUGUUACUACUUUUACUCAUAUCUAAAACGAUCAUCAAUGAUCGGGAGACUGGCAGAUCUAGAGGAUUCGGUUUCGUUACCUUCAAAGACGAACAAUCUUUGAGGGACGCUAUUGAAGGGAUGAACGGCCAGAGUUUAGAUGGACGGAACAUAACCGUGAAUGAGGCACAGUCGCGCAGCGGUGGCGGUGGCGGUGGUGGUGGACGUCGUGAAGGUGGGUACGGUGGUGGACGCCGUGAAGGUGGGUAUGGUGGAGGUGGUGGUGGUGGUUAUGGAGGUGAGAGGCGUGAGCGUGGAUAUGGCGGUGGGUAUGGUGGUAGUGGACGUGACGGUGGAUAUGGUGGGAAUGAUGGUGGGUCUCGUUACUCCAGGGGUGGUGGUGAUUCUGAAGGAAAGUGGUGAAGUGUUAGGUUAGAGUGUUGAAUUGUAGAUUAUCGGGAUCUGUUUAAGUUAUUUUUACUUGUGGUUGUGUUGUGUUCAAUGUUUUUGACCUGUUCUCCUCGGUUGUUCUCGGUUGCUAUGUUCGAAUUUUAGAUUAGGUUGAAGUUUUAAUGAAAAAGAAAAUGGUUCCGGUA
This is a messenger RNA of Helianthus annuus (common sunflower), 876 nucleotides long. Its product is annotated as glycine-rich RNA-binding protein. Gene Ontology annotation, molecular function: RNA binding. The coding region runs from base 248 to 703 and encodes 151 amino acids. The transcript is spliced from 2 exons. Lineage: Eukaryota; Viridiplantae; Streptophyta; Magnoliopsida; Asterales; Asteraceae. The record is from RefSeq and is a predicted model, not a curated record.